CCGGCCAAGUUUGAGGCUGGUUCUCAGAAUUCUGCGUCUCUGGAAGGGACUGGGGGGGUCCAGCUGGAUCUCUGCCCCCCACCCUCCCCAGCUCAAAGCACCCCACACCUGCUGGCAGGGACAACGGGCUCCCCCCACCCCGUCAUCCCUGCAGGACAGGGGAGCCAUGGCUAGGCCCAGCCCCGCCGGCUACGUCCGCGAAUUCACCCGCCACUCCAGCGACGUCCUGGCGAACCUGAACGAGCUGCGCAAGCGACAGAUCCUGACGGACGUCACCUUGAGGGUGGGGGGCUGCCCCUUGCAAGCCCAUAAGGCUGUCCUGACCGCUUGCAGCGGCUUCUUUUAUUCGGUUUUCCUGGGCCACGGAGGCCACGAAGUCCGGGUGCUGACCCUCCCCAGCUCCAUCGAGCCGGUGGGCUUCCAAGCCCUCCUGGAUUUUAUGUACACUUCCCGCCUCCUGCUCAGUCCGGGCACGGCGCCCGCGGUGCUGGUCGCCGCCUCUUAUUUGCAGAUGGAACAUGUAGUCCAGAGCUGCCACCGCUUCCUCCAAGCCAGCUACGACCGGCUCACCUUCCUGCUGCCCCCUCUGGACCCCCAGACCCAAAUAUUCCGGCCGCUGGAAGACGAAGCGUCAUUGCAACGAGGCUCCAUCGCAGCCCUCUUUCCCCGAGGGGCCACCACCGAAAGGGCCCCGCAGCCGGCAUCUUUUCGGGCCCCGGAGAAGGAAUCAGGAACCAUCAGAUCUCCGGGAGUCGGGGAUCUUUUCCCGGUGGUCCACCCGGCCUCCCCCGCCGAAUCCAGCGGCUGCACCCCGAUCCCGGACCCCAAAAUCUGCAACUGGAAGAAGUACCGCUUCAUCGUCCUCAACUCCACGCUGCACCAGACGGAGGGCAGCCCAUCUGGCGAGGCGGGACAGCCCGGCAGUUCCGGAGAAGGAAGCCCCGCCCCCAGGACGCCUCCGACUGACCUCCGGUGCUCCAGUUGCAACCUGGCGCCCCCCGCACUGUCUUCUCAGCCCCCCAAGGGUCUGUCUGCCCAAAGGGGAGACGACUGCAGCCCCGGCAGUGGAUCCUCCAGCUGCCAGGCCUAUGAUCUGCACUAUCUCCGGGAAGAGGACGAAGAGGAGAGAGGCAGCCUAGCCCCAGGACCGGGUGCAAAUGAGAAACCUUACAAAUGCCAUUUCUGCAGCUCUGCUUUCCCUUGCAAGGGGAGCCUGGCCAGCCACCGAGCCUUGCACGCAGGGGAGAAGCCCUACCAUUGCGGGAUUUGCGGGGCCCAGUUUAACCGGCCGGCUAACCUCAAGACGCACUUACGCAUUCACUCCGGAGAGAAACCCUACAAGUGCGAGAUGUGUGGGUCUUGUUUUGUACAGGUGGCGCAUCUCCGAGCCCACGUCUUGAUCCACACGGGGGAGAAGCCCUACCCGUGCGGCACCUGUGGCUCACGUUUCCGACACCUGCAGACCCUCAAAAGCCACCUCCGCAUCCACACCGGGGAGAAACCUUAUCAUUGCCAGGAGUGCCGCCUGCACUUCCGCCACAAGAGCCAGCUGCGCCUCCACCUGCGGCAGAAACACGGCGCCGUCACCAACACCAAGAUCCGCUACCAGGUGCUGGACGGCCCCUUCGCCCCCGUCUGCUGAAGCCGGGAAUCCUUGUCAUCACAAACCACAAUUGCUGGUUUCCAGGCCAGGAAAGGAUCCGAUGCUCCCGUCUUUCGCGAACGCAGAAAUCCCUCUCUGAGUCUCCCUUUUCCACCUUCCACCUUUGCAAUGCAGGUAGUCCUCGACUGACGACCGUUUGUUGAGUUAGCGUCCAAAGUUACUGAAAAAAAAUGACUUAUGCAACCGUUAUUCAUGCUUACAACCGUUGCAAAAUCCCUACGGUCAAAAUUCAGGCGUUUGACUCGUAUUUACGACGGUUGCAACAUCCAUCGUUCCCCUUUUGCGACCUGACCUUCUGACCUUGCCAAGUCAAUUGAGGAAUCUGGCUUCGCUUAAUGACCGGCUGAUUCGCUUAACAGCCGCAAAGAUUUGCUUAACCGCAGCGAGGAAGAAGAAGGUCACAAAGCGGGGCGCGACACGCUUAACAGCCAGAGUGAUUGGCUUAACCGUCGUGGCAAAGCAGAUGGCAAAAUUUGGGCGUGACUCACUUAGCGACCGCCUCACAUAGCAACGGACGUUCUGGUCCCAAUUGAGGUCGUAAAUCCGAGGAUUACCUGCAUGUUUCCAGAAGGUGGGGAAGGGGAGGGGUCAAAAAAGACCCCCAUUAUUAUUGCUCCCCUAUUUCAGCACCUUGCUCUAAAUCUGAUUCUUUCCAGCUGCAACUACAAUUCCCAUCUUCCUCAUUGCUGGUCGGUGGGGGAUGAUGGGAAUCGCAAGCCUAACAUUCUUGGGGGAGGCUGUCCCAGAAUUACCCCCUCCCCACUCCCACCAUCU
Molecule: messenger RNA, 2437 nt
Organism: Ahaetulla prasina
Lineage: Eukaryota; Metazoa; Chordata; Lepidosauria; Squamata; Colubridae
Gene: BCL6B
Product: BCL6B transcription repressor
Exons: 9
Coding region: 167-1642 (491 amino acids)
Biological process (GO): negative regulation of transcription by RNA polymerase II; regulation of cytokine production; regulation of immune system process
Cellular component (GO): nucleus
Molecular function (GO): protein binding
Source: RefSeq, a predicted model, not a curated record